AUGGAACCGGAGCCAACCCUUAGCGCUCUCCUCGAGGCUAUCACAGCCCUCACCACUCAAGUUGGGUCCCUCCAGGACCAAGUCAAGUCUCAAGGCAAACAAAUCAUCCAGCUUAUUGCCAUAUGCAAGGAGACCAACGACAUCGUUGGAGACAAGGAUCAGGGCGGAGCCCAAACCAAGCCUGGCCCAUUGACUGGGCCUGUUACCCCCCCUACCCACUCAGGAGGGGAAACCCACACUCCAGGCACGGUUAGGCCUGGGCUCAAGGCCCCAUUUAGGCCAUCAAGAGGCACAGGAUUUGACUCCAAGGAAGAAGAGGAGCCAAGAAGAACCCCCAAAAAAGAGCCUAUGGGAACGCCUAAACGCUCCCUUAGUUCCCUCACCCCCUUCGACUCCGGGUCCUCAGUAAAAAGGCCCAAAAUGGAAUUACCAGACCCCUACAAAGGAGACACCAGGGGAAGAAAGGCCACUCAAUGGCUCGAUCGGAUGAUGCUCUGGGUAGCCCUUCAUAGGGACCAAUUUGACGAGGAAGAACAGAUGGUCGUGUGGAUACUUUACCACAUGACCAACAAAGCAGCCGAUUGGGCACUCCCCCUCAUAGGGGCCAUCAUCAAGGGCGAGGGUAACCCGCCAACCACCAUCACGGCCUUAACGGCCAAGUUCAAGGAGGCAUUUGCCGACCCUGAUGCCAAGCGGGCGGCCGCCAGGAAAAUAGCCGCGUUAACUCAGACCUCCACUACGUCUGAGUACGUCACCAAAUUCCGCAACCUCAUGGCGGAACUCGACUGGAAUACUGAGGCGUACAUUGCCCAGUUCACGCGCGGCCUUCACUGGAAGGUAAAAGAACUCCUGUCCACCAAGGACAACGUUCCCAACGAUGACCUAGAGGCCAUAUUCGCCGCCUUGGUCAAAAUUGACAACACCCGCCGAGAAAACAAGGAGAACCGUCCCAAAAAGGCCCUCUCCAAGUCCCCAGUCACCGCGACCACCUCCACUUCCACCACCACCAGGGUCCGCCUAUCAGAAGACCCCAAUUAUGUCACUCCGGAGGAACGGGAUCGUCGCCGCGCAUCAGGGCUUUGCGUCAAGUGCGGUCAAAAGGGUCACAGAAUCAAACAGUGCCCCAACGGCUGGAAAGCCACGAUCAAGGAGGUUGCCAAGCCCCCGACUCCUGAAAAGGACUUUGUAGAUAAUCUUGUAGAAUUUGUUUCUGUUGGUCUGGAUUCAAAUAAAAAACCUCUAUUAUUCAUCGAUCUACACGUCCAAAAUUCCCAGGCAGAACCCAUCAAGACCCUCAUUGAUUCAGGAGCCACAUUGAACUUUAUCUCCCCCUUGAUUGUGGAAAAAUAUAAAAUCCCAAAAACCCAACUCGAAAAUCCACGAGUUGUGAGAAUGUUAGAUGGUACUAUAUCCCAGACUGGUCGCAUUUGGCACCAGGUUCAACUCGCGGUUUCGGCCAAUGGCCACUCACAUCACAUCCCUUUCCUUGUUUGCCCCAUAGGCAACACCCCGGCUAUUCUAGGCAUGACAUGGCUCACUUUGGAAUCUCCUUUGAUUGACUGGCAACAGGGACAUAUUACAUUCCCCGAUCAGGCCCAUAUAGCAUCCGAGGAAGAAGCAGAUACCAACCCAUUGGCGGACCUCCCAGAACAAUACCACAAAUUUGCCAAAGUCUUUGGCAAGGAAGAGUUCAAAGUCCUUCCUCCACAUAGGGAAUACGACAUUUCCAUUGACCUUGUCCCUGAUGCCAAGCUCUCCCCUGGACCAAUUUAUGGUAUGACAGACGCCAAGUCCAAGGCCCUCAAGCAACAUAUCAAGGAAGAACUAGCCACAGGUAAAAUUCGCCCCAGUACCUCCUCAGCAGGCGCCCCGGUUAUGUUUGUCAAAAAGGCAGAUGGCUCUCUCAGAUUGGUAGUUGACUAUAGGAAGCUGAAUGACGUCACGCACAAAAACGUCUACCCACUCCCCAGGCAAGAUGACCUCAUGGCCAAAUUAAGACAUGCCAAGAUGUUCACCAAACUGGAUCUACGAUGGGGUUACAAUAAUGUCCGGAUCAAGGAAGGAGAUGAGUGGAAGACGGCUUUCAGAACUAAGUACGGGCUAUUCGAAUACCUAGUAAUGCCUUUUGGGCUUACCAAUGCCCCGGCCGCUUUCCAACAUUUCAUGAACGAUCUAUUCAGGGACCUCAUCGACGUCACUGUGGUUAUCUAUUUGGACGAUAUCUUGAUCUUCUCAGAGGACCCCAAGGACCAUUCAGCCCAUGUCAGGGAGGUCCUAUCACGGCUAAUGAAGAAUCAGCUAUUCUGUAAGCUCUCCAAGUGUCACUUCCAUGUUACCACAGUAGAUUACUUGGGCAUUGUCAUCUCCCCGGCGGGUUUUUCCAUGGAUCAGAAGAAGAUCGAGGCAGUCACGUCAUGGCCAACCCCCAAAACCGUCAAACAGGUUCAAGCAUUCCUGGGAUUUGUUAACUACCUCCGGCGCUUCAUUCCUAACUUCAGCUCAGUAGCACGCCCUCUGCACAACCUUACUAAAAAGGAAACCCCCUGGACAUGGGGCAACCUAGAGGAAACAGCCUUUCAGGAGUUGAAGGUCCUUGUCACCAAGUUGCCGGUUCUUAUCCACUCCAAUCCAGAACUCCCCUAUUACCUGGAGACAGACGCCUCAGGAGUAGCCAUGGGAGCCAUUCUCAGUCAACGGGGUCCAGAUAACCGAUUGCACCCAAUCGCGUACAUGUCUAAAUCAUUCUCAGGGGCAGAAGGCAACUACGACACUCAUGACAAGGAACUUCUAGCCAUCAUCAAAGCUCUGGAGGAAUGGCGUAUUUUCCUGGAAGCUACAGACAAACCGGUUCAGGUAUUUACAGAUCACCGCAACCUUGAGUACUGGAUGCAGGCAAGAACAUUCAAUCAACGGCAUGCUAGAUGGCGCGUAUUCCUGAGCGACUUCAAUUUUGAAAUACAUUAUUGCCCAGGAAAGCAAUCAGGGAAGCCGGACGCCUUGUCCAGACGAUCGGAUUAUGUUGACAUCCCCCAAGAACCAGAAGUCAUGCUGCCAUCAGAGGUCUUUGCAAACACGUCAGAAGAAGAGCUGGAAAUUGUUACAGAAGUACGCUCUAAGCUGAGAGAAGAUCCCUCCCUGGAGCCCAUCAUCCAAUUCUUGACCGAAGAUGCCAAUAACGCCCCACCAUCAAUAAGAAAGGCUUACAGAGACUACGAUUGGGAAGAGGAUCUCCUGUGGUAUCGUGGGAAAUUAGUGGUUCCAGACAAUGAACCCCUGAAGGAAAGACUCCUCAGAGAAUUCCACGACUCCCCCCUAGCAGGACACCCAGGACAACAAAGAACCCUUGAACUCUUGAGCCGGAAUUACUGGUGGCCAGGAAUGAAGUCUACAGCCAAAGAAUGGGUAGAGUGUUGCCCUGUCUGCCAAGCCAACCGACGCACACAUGCCCCGGUCAUCUCCCUGAAACCCCUAGAAGUCCCUCCAUUUCCCUUCCACACCAUCUCAUACGACUUUAUUACGGGUUUCCCCAGAUCAAACGGACACGAUGCAAUCCUAGUAGUCAUUGAUUCCUUUUCCAAGUUCGGGCACUUCAUCCCAACCUCAAAGAAGGUCACAGCCAAGGGUCUGGCGGAUCUAUUUGUCAGUCAUGUAUGGAAGAUGCACGGGUUACCAGUCAAGACUAUCUCGGAUAGGGGCACCACUUUCACAGGAAAAUUCCUUAGGGCCCUCUACCAAAGAUUGGGAGUCAAGCCAUCCUUUUCAUCAGCUUACCAUCCGGAGUCAGACGGGCAAACAGAAAGGGUAAACCAGUUCAUUGAGUUUUACCUAAGAUCAUACGUUGCAGCAGAUCACUUGGAUUGGGCUUCCUGGCUACCACUAGCAGAAUAUGCCUACAACAACGCCAAGCACUCCGCCACAGGAAAAACACCCUUCGAGUUGGUUUUUGGGCGAAACCCCGUCAUGAACCCGUCCAACAUCCCAGCAAAUGUACCAGAAGCCGACCAUGUGGCAGAUACCCUUGCACGAGAAUGGAAAGAAGCAGAAGCAGCCCUCAGAAUGAGCAAGGAACGUAUGGCAAGGGAUAAAGGAACAAUCCCUGAAUACUCAAUCGGGGAAAAAGUCUGGCUAGAUGGAAAGAACGUAGAACUCAGGACGAAUUCCAACAAGUUAGACCCCAAGCGAUUAGGCCCCUUUGAGGUAUUAGAAAAGGUAUCCAGUCACGUGUACCGCCUCAAACUACCGGAAACCCUCAAAAUCCACGACGUAUUUUAUGUGGGGUUAUUAUCCAGGACAUACAAAUCCCCCAGUCAGCCGUUCCCAGAAAGGCCCCCUCCUGAGACAAUAGAAGGAGAAGAGGAAUAUGAAGUGGAACAAAUCAUUGACGCCAAAAGACAACGGGGUAAAUGGUUUUACCUAAUCAAAUGGAAAGGAUACGGUCCGGAAGACAAUUCCUGGGAACCAGAGGAACUCCUAGAACACAGUCAAGAGGAGAUCCAACGCUUCAACAAGUCACGACUGAAAAAGGCUCGUGACUCCGCCAAGAGCCUUUAA
Molecule: messenger RNA, 4551 nt
Organism: Rhizoctonia solani
Lineage: Eukaryota; Fungi; Basidiomycota; Agaricomycetes; Cantharellales; Ceratobasidiaceae
Product: Retrotransposable element Tf2 protein
Exons: 2
Coding region: 1-4551 (1516 amino acids)
Biological process (GO): DNA integration
Molecular function (GO): zinc ion binding; nucleic acid binding
Source: RefSeq, a predicted model, not a curated record